AUGGAGCGGCGCACUCACACGCCCUGUCGGGAGCGCUGCGCCUUCUGGAACAGCUUCCAGGGCUUGUACGGGCUGCCCGAAGGGCCGGGCAGGGCGCCUGGGGGCGGGCCCUCACCCCUGCCCGCGGAGCCACGGCUGGGGCCGGGCUUCAGCCCGCCCUCUCCUGGCAGCCGGACACGCGGCCUGCAGGCGCCUCCUGACAGUAAACACUGUGCUUCUCGGGGACGGGCAGUGUCCGACUUGCGGCGGCCGAGAGCGGCCUGCGCCCUCCCACAAACGAGCCUGCGGGCUGUGGCCGCACCAAGGCGGCCACCGACGGUGUCCCGGGGGGGUCCGCCGCGCCACGGCCACCCCCCGGAUGGCCCGGCGCCUCGGCCGAAGUGCCUGGACAGGCGGCAGUGGGGGGGAGGGAGCUCCACGGGGAUCCGCGAGGGCACGGACCCCACUCCUCCAGCGCCACCACCACGUCCCGACCACCGCCCCCAGGCCCCUUCUCCCGGCUACACCACACCGGACCGCACUUUCACGCGGGCCUCGACACUGGGCGAGCACUCCCCCGGCCACGUCUCGGAGCCCCGGGGGCCACGGCAGCGGGUUUGCGCCUGUCAGCUCCCAGCCACGCGCCCCUGUCACCCCUGUCUGUGGCUGCCCAGAGCCCCGGCCAAGGAAUCCGGGGGGAGGCUCUGGGGUUGGCACCGCUUCAGUGGAAAAUGUGAGGGGGCAGCCUCGGCGCCUGGGGGCCGGGGGCUGUGCCGGUUGCCCUGCCACGUCAGACCCCAGGGAGGGUGCCUGGGUGCUGCCGCCCCGCUAGCCCGGAGCUGGCCCUCCGCCCUCGCCCCUGUGCCCCCGGAGCUUGAAGGGGCGGUGGGGGUGUCCAGUGCUGACGCGCGACCCUGCCGCCCCCAGGAUGUGCGGAACACAGUGGGCAACGUGCCCCUGGCGUGGUACGAUGACUUUCCCCACGUGGGCUACGACCUGGACGGCAGGCGCAUCUACAAGCCCCUGCGCACCCGCGACGAGCUGGACCAGUUUCUGGCCAAGAUGGACGACCCGGACUACUGGCGCACGGUGCAGGACCCGAUGACCGGGCACGACGUGCGGCUGACCGACGAGCAGGUGGCCCUGGUGCACCGGCUGCAGAGGGGCCAGUUUGGGGAUGUGAACUUUGACCCCUAUGAGCCCGCCGUGGACUUCUUCAGCGGGGAGCUCAUGAUCCACCCGGUGACCAACCGCCCGGCCGACAAGCGCAGCUUCAUCCCCUCGCUGGUGGAGAAGGAGAAGGUGUCCCGCAUGGUGCACGCCAUCAAGAUGGGCUGGAUCCAGCCCCGCAAGCCCCGCGACCCUACGCCCCGCUUCUACGACCUGUGGGCCCAGGAGGACCCCGACGCCGUGCUGGGCCGCCACAAGAUGCACGUGCCGGCGCCCAAGCUGGCGCUGCCUGGCCACGCCGAGUCCUACAACCCGCCGCCCGAGUACCUGCCCAGCGAGGAGGAGCGCCUGGCGUGGGAGCAGCAGGAGCCCGCCGAGAGGAAGCGCAACUUCCUGCCGCGCCGCUUCGCCAGCCUGCGGGUCGUGCCCGCCUACGGCCGCUUUGUCCACGAGCGCUUCGAGCGCUGCCUCGACCUCUACCUGUGCCCACGGCAGCGCAAGAUGCGGGUGAACGUGGACCCUGAGGACCUGAUCCCCAAGCUGCCGCGGCCGCGGGACCUGCAGCCCUUCCCCACGUGCCAGGCCCUGGUCUACAGGGGCCACUGCGACCUCGUGCGCUGUCUCAGCGUCUCACCCGGGGGCCAGUGGCUGGCUUCAGGCUCCGACGACGGCUGCGUGCGGCUCUGGGAGGUGGCCACCGCCCGCUGCAUGAGGACCCUGCCUGUGGGGGGCGUGGUGAGGAGCGUGGCCUGGAACCCCCAUCCCGCGGUCUGCCUGGUCGCUGCCGCCGUAGAGGACACCGUGCUGCUGCUGAACCCGGCCCUGGGGGACCGGCUGGCCGCUGGCAGCACCGACCAGCUGCUGGGCGCCUUCACCCCGCCCGAGGAGCCUGUCCAGCAGCCUGCCCGCUGGCUGGAGGCCUCGGAGGAGGAGCGGCGGCGCGGCCUGCGGCUGCGCGUGUGCCACGAGCAGCCGGUGACUCAGGUGACCUGGCACGGGCGUGGGGACUACAUGGCCGUGGUGCUGGCCACCUCGAGCCACACCCAGGUGCUGAUCCACCAGCUGAGCCGGCGCCGCAGCCAGAGCCCCUUCCGCCGCAGCCACGGGCAGGUGCAGCGGGUGGCCUUCCACCCCACGCGGCCCUUCCUGCUCGUGGCCACCCAGCGCAGCGUCCGCCUCUACCACCUGCUGCGCCAGGAGCUCACCAAGAAGCUGCUCCCGAACUGCAAGUGGGUGUCUAGCCUGGCCGUGCACCCUGCAGGCGACAACGUCAUCUGCGGCAGCUACGACAGCAAGCUGGUGUGGUUCGACCUAGAUCUGUCCACCAGGCCCUAC
Messenger RNA from Condylura cristata (star-nosed mole), 2484 nucleotides. RefSeq names its product block of proliferation 1 (gene BOP1). The record is from RefSeq and is a predicted model, not a curated record. Gene Ontology annotation, molecular function: ribonucleoprotein complex binding; protein binding. Gene Ontology annotation, cellular component: preribosome, large subunit precursor; PeBoW complex. The transcript is spliced from 14 exons. Lineage: Eukaryota; Metazoa; Chordata; Mammalia; Eulipotyphla; Talpidae. Gene Ontology annotation, biological process: ribosome biogenesis; maturation of LSU-rRNA from tricistronic rRNA transcript (SSU-rRNA, 5.8S rRNA, LSU-rRNA). The annotation marks the transcript as partial.